AUGCCCUCAAACCCUCCAAAAUUCUCGCUUGUGGUUCAUAAUAUCAACAGUCCUAAUAGCAUUACCACUGCCACCACCGCUUCUUCCGCCGCGAAUAACAAUAAUACUUCAACUAUGCCUCCUCACAAGCAAGUUCAAAAGCGGUAUCCUCUAACAAGCGCCACCCAGGUCCCUAAUGUUGUGUCAUGCCACCACACCCACUUUGUCAGCCCCAAUCAAUGUUGCUCCGUCGUUGUCCAGCAAAUCGCCGCCCCUGUCUCCAUCGUCUGGUCUGUCGUCCGCCGCUUCAACAAUUCCCAGGCCUACAAGCACUUCGUCAAGAGUUGUCACGUUGUUGUUGGCGACAAAGAUGUCGACACUCUUCAUGAGGUCCACAUCAUAUCCGGCCUCCCCGUAGCCAACAAAACCAAAGCACUCCAGGUCGUUCCUCCCAGGUUGGUGCUACGUCUUCAAAGGAGUGUUGUGCAGGUGUGGUGCACCAAGGAGGAUGGCCAAAGCGAACAGCCACCACCUAUCACCACCAACCCCUAG
Messenger RNA from Vitis riparia (riverbank grape), 531 nucleotides. RefSeq names its product abscisic acid receptor PYL6-like. Lineage: Eukaryota; Viridiplantae; Streptophyta; Magnoliopsida; Vitales; Vitaceae. Bases 1 to 531 code for a protein of 176 amino acids. The record is from RefSeq and is a predicted model, not a curated record. The transcript has a single exon.